Molecule: messenger RNA, 2307 nt
Organism: Durusdinium trenchii
Lineage: Eukaryota; Dinophyceae; Suessiales; Symbiodiniaceae
Source: the annotation of a GenBank genome assembly
AGCGACUGAAAGCGCGAGCCAUGGAAUUGGGGUACUUCCAGUGUACUUCCAGUUGAACCGGUGGAAUAGGACUAGGAGCCUGAUUUUGAGUUCAAGCCAUCUUGACUGCUCUGGGCUCAAGCAGAAGGGUCUCUAUCCCUCAGCGACUGAGCCAAAGGUGCUUGGAGCUGAGUCGAAUGGAAAAGUACGAGCGCUUGCGGGAGCUUGGUCGAGGCUCUUAUGGCUGUGCGGUUCUGGUGCGUGAUCGAAACAGUCGACAGCAGCGUGUUGUCAAGGAGAUUGACUUGUCCCGCAUGCCUGCUCUUGCGAAGAACGAGGCCCAGAACGAAGUGAAUGUUCUAAGGGGUUUGAAGCAUCCGCACAUUGUGGCAUACUGUGAUUCCUUCUUGGCGGGUCGCAUGCUUUGUAUUGUCAUGGAGUUCGCUGAUGCCGGAGACUUGAGCCAACUCAUCAAACGAAAGAGGUCCAUCAGCGAGCAGCUACGAGAAAGUGAGGUCUUGCCCAUCUUUGCCCAGUGUUGCUUGGCCCUCCACUACGUCCACAGGCGGCACGUGUUACAUCGGGAUCUCAAGUCCCAAAACAUCUUCAUGACAUUGGCUGGAGCCGUCAAGCUGGGAGACUUCGGGAUUGCCAAAGUCUUAGACCAUACAGCUGCAGAGGCCAUCACCAUGAUUGGAACUCCCAUCUAUUUGGCGCCCGAAGUGUGUCACAGCAAGCCCUAUGGCAUGAAGGCUGAUGUCUGGUCCAUGGGAGUGGUCUUAUAUGAACUCUUGGCCUUGGCACCACCCUUCACCGGAGCCAACAUGGCUGCCUUGAUCAACAACAUUGUUACUGCGACCCCCAGGGAGUUGAACGCGGAGCUCUAUGGCCCAAAGCUGAGAGAGUUGGUGAUGGACAUCCUUCAGAAAGCACCCGAGAUGAGGCCCAGCGUGGCAGAGAUUCUGGGGCGUUCACCGCUGCGAGAUGUGGCGGAGGCCCUUCCAGCCUGGAGCCUUUAUGCUCCAGAGGGUGCGGCAGCUGUUGAGGUGGUGGGGGACGACAUGACAAUGCCCGGAGGAGGACAGAACGUUCCGGACACACAUUUGGCUCAACUGGAGUCGCUGGAAGACGUGCAGAAGAGGUCGGGCGAUCUCCGCCGCCGUCCGCCGCUACCCAUGCCCGAUUCUGCACGGGUGGCCAAUGAGUACAGGCAGAACAGAGAAGCAGCCCUGGCAGCCAAGGCUCGCGUGCUGGGCCGAACAGGGCAACGAAGUCUAAGUGCAGAACCUGCCGUGUCUGCAGCGAGCAGUGCAAACAGUGCAUGCGAAAGAGCUGCAAGGGAGGCAGAACACCUGCUUGCCUUGCAGCAAGCAGCGAUGCAGGCUCGACGUGACAGACAGCAGGUCCAACAACGACUGCAAGCAGAGAUGGAAGCAAAUGCAGCUAGAUACCAGCUGGAAACGUUGAAUGAUACGUUCGAACGCCCCAGUUCCGCAGAGAAUGAGAAGCAGCACCUCGCAGAUUUGCAAGAAGCAGCCGCACAGGCUCGAAGGGACCGACGACUCGUGCAGCAAAAAAUCCGAGAUUUAGAGAAGAAUUCUGAAAGUGAGCGGAUUUCGAACCUCACCGAGAUGGAUCCACAAGACCUACGACACGAUCAGGGUCUCGACCGACCAAGUCCACGCGGUGAGGAGGAGCAUCUUCUGGCACUGCAGGAGGCCAGGGCCCAAGCUCGCCGAGACCGAAAGGUCUUGGAUGCGAAGCGCAAGGCCCUGGCCGACGAGGGGCGCGAGGACGCUCCGCGCGCGGAGCGCGCUCCGCGCCCGGAGCUGGACACGGAGGACAGUCAGGGUGCUCGGCGCAUGGCCAAGGCAGAAGUACAGCGGCUGGAGGAGGAAAAGCGAUAUCGUGAAUUGCGGAAGGCCUCUGCUCAAGCCCGGCGCGAGCGGAAGCUGCUGCAACAGAAGGUGAGGGAGAUCGAGUGGGGAGACGGACGCGUGGAUGUCGACCCCUUUGAACGAGAUGAGUCGAACUUGAGGCUCUCCACCGAGCGGUCGGAGGGAUCGCACCGGCUUUCGUCCACCUUGAACCUCGCGGGCCAGUUGAGCCUGUCGCGGCCAGCGUCCGUCGAGCGCUCCGUGGAGCCGACCUCACCGGCCGUUGAGCAUGUUCACCUCGGCGCGUCACCGUGCGCUCCAAGCAUUGGUGAGGCACACUCGGCGUCGCCGGAAAGACGUGCAGCUGCGCGCAACGAAACCUUGGGCUCUUUGUCAUACUCACUCACUGCUCCCUUCUCCACACUGUUUUCGACCAGCUCCUAGCGGAGAA